This is a messenger RNA of Dentiscutata heterogama, 813 nucleotides long. NCBI's taxonomy places the organism in Eukaryota, Fungi, Glomeromycota, Glomeromycetes, Diversisporales, Gigasporaceae. The record is from the annotation of a GenBank genome assembly.
CUCUCAAAAAAAAUUAGAAAAAGUUUGUUUCGAGAACUUUCAUCGUAUGUCACCACAAGAAUAUUGGGAAUCUCCUGGUGUCGGUUAUGAGCUUUCGAAAAAAGCAAAUUUUAUAACUAGUUUACACUUGUUAAAUUCUUGUUCACUAUUGGCAAAAUUAUCAGAUUUUGUCAAUUUGCAAGAAUUAACUCUUCAAUGUAUCCACGAUCAAUCAUGCGAAUAUACGGAUUCAUUAACCUCUGCAAAUAUACCUAUACUUCGUGAUUUAGCAAAACUUAAAUUUAGAUGCAAGCAUGAUUAUAGUUUAGAAUAUUUAACAAGUUUGGUUGAUAAAUCUGUUGGAAAAUUACGAAAAAUUACCAUCGAAGGUUCUCGAAUCAAGGAUACAAGAAGAUGUGAUUUAUUAAUGUAUACAAUUGCCAAUAAAUGUCCAAAUCUGAAAUCCUGUUCGAUACCAAUUUCACGUACGGAUCCUCAAAUUGAUCGUUUAUUGGAAUCUUGUGAACAAUUAAAGGAUUUAAAACUUUGCGCCGUUCCCGAUACUUUGAAUGAUGAUGAUAAUAAUGAUGUUAUAUUAUAUCAAUUACUUAAUUGUACACCUACUAGACUACGUAGGUUAGAUUUUGUUGAUUGGAAAUUUUCAAUAUCAGCAUGGGAAUUAUUUCUAAAAACACAAUCAAAAACUUUACUACAACGUAUAUGCUAUUAUUGGAAUGAAAAUUCUAAGAUUGCAAAUCCAUCUGAAGAAUUUCUUAAGGCCUGUCAACAAAAUAAGAGGGACGGAAUAUUAGCAACGUACAAGGUCAUUGAUUC